UUUGGUUUUGUUUCCAGUCUUGUGUUGAAGGGUCUGAGUUUUAUCCAUGUUGUAAUUUUCUCGUUCCGAUCUUUUAUUUUGAUGGACUUCCUGAUCACAGCUGUUUCCUGUCACUCCCGGUUCACUAUGCACACCUGUCAAUAAUUUAGCUAAUCAUUCGCCAGUUGCCAGAUUGUCGAGUUUCAGUACCACAUUCCAGCGUUCUUGUAUAGUCAUCUUGUCUUCUGAUCAUUUACCUCCGAUUCCAGCCUGUUCCUCGUCUGUACCUUCGCCUGGAUCUAGUAGUAAUAUUCUGACCAUCUGACCUCGAGUUUUGCCUAGCCCUAGUCUGUACCUCUGCCGAGUUUACCUGUGUACCCAACCCCUGCAUGUUUACUGGAUCUGAUCUUGCCUGCUUCCUUUUGUGCCUUUAACCUGAGCUUUAACGUGUAUGACCUGGAUCGCCUGACUACGCUCGAACAAUAAACAAUAAACCAUACACCUCGUCCGCGCUGUGCAUGUGGGUCCGACACCUGCCGAAGCCUGACAGAACAAUCUGGCCAGACUUGGACCCAGCCGGUGCCCAGCCUUCAACCAGCUGGCUGAGACCUAUGGGAACGUGUUCAGUAUCCGACUCGGCAAGGACAAGUGGGUGUUUGUGUGUGGAUACAAGAUGGUGAAGGAGGCCUUAGUGACACAAGCUGACAACUUUGUGGAUCGACCACUAGAUGCUCUUUCUCAAAGGUUUUAUGGUGGAAGCUCAGAUGGUCUGUUCACAAGCAUUGGUGAACCAUGGAAGAGACAGCGGCGUUUCGCCCUUUCUACCUUACGCACCUUUGGUGUGGGCAAAAGCAACCUGGAGCAGAGCAUCUGUGAGGAGAUCCGACACCUGCAGGAGGAGAUUGAGAAGGAGAAAGGCCAAGCAUUUUCUCCAGCAGGCGUCUUCAACAACGCUAUGUCAAACAUCAUUUGCCAGCUGGUGAUGGGAAAACAGUUCGACUACAAUGACCAUAACUUUCAGGUCAUCCUAAAGCAGCUGUCUGAAAUAAUUCAGAUUCAGGGAUCAGUGUGGGGUCUGCUUUAUCAGUCAUUCCCUGCAGUCAUGAAGCACUUGCCGGGACCUCACAACAAAAUAUUCAAUAUAUUCAACAUCAUCCUAGACUUUGUUAGUCGGGAAGUAGAGAGACACAAGAAGGACCUGGACCACAGCCAUCCCCGGGACUACAUCGAUGCUUUCCUCACUGAAAUGCAGACUCACAAAGAGCCUGGUGUGGGCUUCACUGAGUCCAACCUGGCUCUGUGCUGUCUGGAUCUGUUCCUGGCUGGAACAGAGACGACCGCCACCACGUUGCACUGGGCUUUGAUUUACCUCAUCAACAACCCAGAUAUCCAGAAAAAUGUGCAGGCAGAGAUCGACAGAGUGAUUGGAAAGAACCGUCUACCCACCAUGGCUGACAGACCCAACCUGCCCUACACUGACGCCGUCAUCCAUGAGGUCCAGAGAAUGGGAAACGUUGUUCCUCUUAAUGGAUUCAGAGUAGCUGCCAAAGACACAACGCUAGAUCGUUACUUCAUACCCAAGGGUUCUAUCUUGAUGCCGAUGUUGACCUCAGUGUUGUUUGAUAAAACCGAAUGGGAAACUCCAGACACUUUUAACCCUGGACACUUUUUAAAUGCUGAGGGAAAGUUUGUUAAGAGAGAGGCAAUGCUGCCAUUUUCUGCAGGGAAACGUGCAUGUCUUGGAGAAGGCCUGGCCCGGAUGGAGCUGUUCCUGUUUUUUGUUGGUUUACUACAGAAGUUUUCCUUCUCUGCUCCUGACGGAGUAGAACUGAGCACAGACAGAGGCAGCAUAUCGAUACGUGCAACAGGGCCCUUCAAGGUUCACGCCAAGGUUCGCUGAAUUGGGCUUGAUGAACUAAUUUAAAGCGAUACUUCACAUAUCAAAUAUUUUACAAUCUAUCAACAAAAAAGUGCAUCAGAAUUUAACAUUAAUGGUCUGUAUCCAGAGAAAACAGGAAAAACUAGAGCAAUAUGUGUUGUGGCUGAAAAUGGUCAUAUCCUACAACACCCAGAAUGCACUGUGCUCUGAUGAAUCACCUGAACGAGUGAUUGGACCUACCUGUCGUUUAGCUCCUUUCAUUUUACCAAUGUGUAAAAAGACAAAAAAUAAGUAAAACAUUUGAGGUGAGAAAUAUGCUCUUGAAACUAUUCAUUCAUUCGUUCUCUCUGCCUAUACAUUUAAUUUGGUUUUACAUGAACAUUUUUUUAAUUUAUUUAAUUAUUCUUUCAAACUUUCAACUUUCAAACAGUUGAUAUAUCACAUAAUUUCACACAUACAAGAAAAGAAAUGCUAGUCAGCCUUGAAUUUACAUAGUACAUGCAAGAAUGGAGUAUGAAUUUAGACUUAUCUAGUCAAUGACCUCAACUCAGCCCCGCCCUUUGCUCUGGGUGGUAGGAUGACGGGUGCUGAUUUUGACCCAAUUGAGGAAAUAUACGGUAUUAUUGUGAUUAUUAGUAUUAUUCAUUUUUUGACCUAAUAAAUUUGAGGGUAGUUGCCCUUACUGUAA
Betta splendens (Siamese fighting fish) is the source of this 2546-nucleotide messenger RNA. Its product is annotated as cytochrome P450 2J6-like. The transcript is spliced from 9 exons. Gene Ontology annotation, cellular component: intracellular membrane-bounded organelle; cytoplasm. The coding region runs from base 653 to 1879 and encodes 408 amino acids. Gene Ontology annotation, molecular function: heme binding; oxidoreductase activity, acting on paired donors, with incorporation or reduction of molecular oxygen, reduced flavin or flavoprotein as one donor, and incorporation of one atom of oxygen; iron ion binding. NCBI's taxonomy places the organism in Eukaryota, Metazoa, Chordata, Actinopteri, Anabantiformes, Osphronemidae. The record is from RefSeq and is a predicted model, not a curated record. Gene Ontology annotation, biological process: xenobiotic metabolic process.